Oryzias latipes (Japanese medaka) is the source of this 2416-nucleotide messenger RNA. RefSeq names its product SMAD family member 7 (gene smad7). NCBI's taxonomy places the organism in Eukaryota, Metazoa, Chordata, Actinopteri, Beloniformes, Adrianichthyidae. The record is from RefSeq and is a predicted model, not a curated record. Gene Ontology annotation, molecular function: I-SMAD binding; transcription regulator inhibitor activity. Gene Ontology annotation, cellular component: heteromeric SMAD protein complex. Gene Ontology annotation, biological process: SMAD protein signal transduction; anatomical structure morphogenesis; cell differentiation.
CGUGACCGGGCGCGUCAAUGCGCACUGGAGACUGGAGACGGAGCAAGGGCACCCAAACCAUCCGCCUCAUUUACAGACAGAGAGCCCUUUAGCCCGGACCAGAUCAGCUGUCUGCUCGCUUUCCUCCACGCUCAGCCACGGAAACUCCGUGAGAGAUACGAUUUUGGAUUAUUUUAUCUGGAGGGAUUGCUAAAAGCAGGCUCGCUGCGUGGACGCAAAAAAGAAAAAGAAAAACGGAGGGUCUUGCUGUGGCUUUACAAACGCGACUCAACUCCGGUGGGAGACCUGGAUUUUUUUCUCCUUGGCUCACUAUUUUACCAGAAGACCUCAUCCACUACAUACUAAAAUAUACAUUUAAAGGUGGGGAGCCCCAGUUCGUGCGCUCGGAUGAAGGAUUUUGUGGAUUAUGCUACUCAAGACGCGGCGGAGAGCUUCGCUUUUUCAUGGGAUGAUUGCGCCAGCGUUGAGGCUUAAUUAGGCCUUAGGUUUUUCUUAUAAGUACCAGUUAGUUGUGACUUGAAUAAACAUUUCUGACAGCGUUUUUCCCCCCGCUGUAAACCGUCACGGCGUUUUUUUAAAGGGGUCAGUUCACAGCGCCGGAUUGCACAAAACUGUAACGCAUUCGGGCUUCACGCAGCUCCGCUGCUGCAGGUUUCCUGCUCCGGUUUGGUGUUUCUAAGCUCAUAGAUGUGAUCUUUUUUUUUUUUUGUAUUCUGAUCGUGGAAACGUUGGCUGUCCCGCCAACCUCGAGCGCUUUCUGGUGACCUUUCUGCAGGAAAAACAGCUUCAGAGACUGGCGCAUGCUAUAGAUUUCCUCUGCUUCUCCAGCUCCCAGUUUUUCCACCGUUUUCUCUCAGGCUGCUUGUCAUUGCCUGGACUCGGAUCCCGGAAUCUUCAUGAUUUGCGGACACCAUGCUCGUUUUUUAGCCGGGAAACCCUCUUUUCGUCCCGCAUGUUUAGGACCAAACGAUCGGGGCUCGUCCGGCGACUCUGGAGGAGCCGUGCGCCCGUGGAGGGCGACGGGGAGACGGAUAGAGGGACGCAUGGCUCCGGGGGCUGCUGCAUGGGCAAAGCGACAAAAGUGGCCAAGUCCAACGCGGGGUCGGAGGCCGAAUUGAAGGCGUUGACCCACUCGGUACUGAAAAAGAUCAAAGAAAAACAAUUAGAGGUGCUUUUGCAGGCGGUGGAGUCCAAGGGGGGCGUCCGGAGCCCCUGCCUUCUCCUGCCCAGCAAAGUGGACGCCAAAGUGGGUCAACAGUCUUACUCCCUCCCCAUGCUGCUCUACAAAGUGUUCAGGUGGCCGGACCUCAGGCAUUCCUCGGAGCUGAAGAGGCUGUCGUGCUGUGAAUCUUACGGGAAAGCCAACCCCGAGCUCGUUUGCUGCAACCCUCACCACAUGAGCAGGCUCUGUGAACUCGAGUCUCCUCCUCCUCCUUAUUCGCGAUAUCCCAUGGACUAUUUGAAACCACCAGAUUCUCCAGGCUCUGGACCUUCAUCCAGUGACACUGGAGGAACCACAUACUCGGCCCCUGUGGGGCUUUCAGAUUCUUUGGCGUUGCAGGACUCUGAGCGAGGCUAUUGGUGCGUGGUGGCUUACUGGGAGGAGAAGACACGCGUUGGGCGCCUCUAUUCGGUCCAGGAGCCCUCUCUGGACAUUUUCUAUGAUCUACCUCAAGGGAACGGCUUCUGCCUGGGCCAGCUCUGCUCCGACAACAAGUCCCAACUGGUGCAGAUGGUGCGGAGCAAGAUCGGUUAUGGCAUCCAGCUGACACGCGAGCCAGACGGAGUGUGGGUCUACAACCGCAGCUGCUACCCUAUCUUCAUCAAGUCGGCCACACUGGACAACCCAGACUCACGCACGCUGCUGGUGCACAAGGUGUUUCCUGGAUUCUCCAUUAAAGCUUUUGACUAUGACAAGGCCAACAGCCUCCAGAGGCCAAACGACCACGAGUUCACGCAGCAGCCUCGCACAGGCUUCACGGUGCAGAUAAGCUUUGUGAAAGGCUGGGGACAAUGCUACACCAGACAGUUCAUCAGUAGUUGCCCAUGCUGGUUAGAAGUCAUCUUCAACACCCGAUAGCAGCAGCCUUUUCCCUCGUCACCCUCAUCCUCGGAAAAAAAAUACUUCACCCAUCUUUCUUUUUUCGUUCCAGCGGCUCAAACACAGAAAAAAAAGGAUUUAAAAGAAGAAGAAGAAAGUUUAAAAUCCUGACAGACUUUGUUUCAUAAUUGACUGAAAUUUAAUUAAAGAAGAAGUGAAAAAAAUGUAUUUUAUGUUAAAUAUAAAUAUAUUAUUAAUUGUAAAUAUGAAGAUGUUUUAUAUGCAUCAUUAUUUAUGUAUUGUGCAAUGUGUUGAUGAGAAAAAAACAAGAUGCACUUUGCUUAAUAUAAGUACAAAAACAAAGAAAUGCCAAAA